CUCCUCCCUCUCUCUCCCCUCCUUAUCCCCCCCCUCUCUCUCUACAUUGUACACAGAUCUGACCCAACAAGGUGUUCUACAUUUACUCUGCCAGCCCAGUAUUCCCGCCGCCGUUGUAUGUCCGCAGUCUCUGGUCAUCUCAUGUACAAUGUCCGCAGUCUCUGGUCAUCUCCUGUACCGUGUCCGCAGUCUCUGGUCAUCUCCUGUACCGUGUCCGCAGUCUCUGGUCAUCUCCUGUACCGUGUCCGCAGUCUCUGGUCAUCUCCUGUACCGUGUCCGCAG
Molecule: messenger RNA, 282 nt
Organism: Staurois parvus
Lineage: Eukaryota; Metazoa; Chordata; Amphibia; Anura; Ranidae
Source: the annotation of a GenBank genome assembly